Vigna unguiculata (cowpea) is the source of this 1127-nucleotide messenger RNA. Its product is annotated as GCN5-related N-acetyltransferase 8-like. The record is from RefSeq and is a predicted model, not a curated record. Gene Ontology annotation, molecular function: N-acetyltransferase activity. NCBI's taxonomy places the organism in Eukaryota, Viridiplantae, Streptophyta, Magnoliopsida, Fabales, Fabaceae.
UCUUCAUCCAUCUAACCAAAAUCCACACUAUCUAGAACUCUCGCACGGUUACCAUCAAAAACCAAAAACCCUUUCUUCAGUUUUUCCACCGAACCUCAACCAAUGGCCGCAGCAGCGCCGCCUCCGGCCCCAACUCCGGCUCCGGAGCCCGCCACAUCGUUACCGGAAACCACUCCUCUCUUCACGCGCAUUCGUCUGGCCACUCUCCUCGACGUUCCCCACAUCCACAAACUGAUCCACCAGAUGGCAGUCUUCGAACGCCUAACUCACCUCUUCUCGGCCACAGAGUCUUCUCUCGCCGCCACCCUUUUCUCCGCAACCGCCCAGCCCUUCCACUCAUUCACCGUCUUCCUUCUGGAAGCUUCUCCCAAACCCUUCGCCGUUUCAACCGCGGACUCUAACCCUUUCUUCACACCAAUCACCAAGUUCGUGAAUCUGAGUCUCCCCAUUGAGGACCCCGAGCGAGACACGUUCAAGACCUCGGAUGACGUGACGGUUGUGGGGUUUGUGUUGUUUUUCCCGAACUACUCUACCUUUCUUGCGAAGCCAGGGUUUUACGUGGAGGACUUGUUCGUGAGGGAGUGUUACAGGAGAAAGGGGUUUGGGAGAAUGCUUCUGUCGGCGGUGGCGAAACAGGCGGUGAAGAUGGGGUAUGGGAGGGUGGAGUGGGUGGUGCUCGAUUGGAAUGUGAAUGCCAUCAGGUUUUACGAAGAGAUGGGUGCCGAUCUCUUGAACGAGUGGAGGAUUUGCAGGCUAACUGGGGAGGCUCUUCAGGCUUAUGGAGGGAAUUGAAGAUCAAAUUGGGAGGUUUGGUGGAGAAGCAUAAUCAAUCCCGAAAAAAACCAAACGAAGAAGAAAGAUUCGAAGGUGAAGUGUUCAUUGUCGUCUUGGUUGUGGAUUUGAAGAGGAAGUGUUUGCUGCCCACAGUUGUAAUAUGGUGCUCCAUUGUGAGAGGAAAAGCCACCACUGUGAGAAGAAAAGUCACCACCAUGACUGGAUAAGCUUGGAUUUUGCAUUAUCUGUGAAUUACACUACGAAGAAGAAGAAGAGUGUCCCCUCGACAUUGUACACCAAAUGUUGAAGAACUCCUGCAUAAAGAAGAUGAAUUGUGAAAUUAGGGUUGACCA